Messenger RNA from Harpegnathos saltator (Jerdon's jumping ant), 1363 nucleotides. RefSeq names its product prohibitin 2 (gene Phb2). The transcript is spliced from 6 exons. The record is from RefSeq and is a predicted model, not a curated record. Lineage: Eukaryota; Metazoa; Arthropoda; Insecta; Hymenoptera; Formicidae. Gene Ontology annotation, biological process: mitochondrion organization. The coding region runs from base 122 to 1216 and encodes 364 amino acids. Gene Ontology annotation, cellular component: mitochondrion; membrane.
GAUGGUUAAAGGAUAUUCGCCAUUUUGAUUUGUUUCAACGCCCGGGCAUUCUCUCGAUUCUCCACAUCUUCGCCGGUUAGUCGUGUUUCUGUUGAUCAAUCGCGGCACUUAAUUUCUUAAAAUGGCGCAGAACAAAUUCAACGAUCUCGCAUCGCGUUUUGGCAAGGGCACGAAUGGCGUGCCUUUGAGCGUGAAGGUCCUCGCUGCUGCUGGCGUAGCGGUCUACGGCGUUUCCAAGGCCAUGUAUACAGUGGAAGCUGGACACAGAGCAAUCAUAUUCUCCAGAUUGGGAGGCAUUCAGAAGGAUAUUAUGACUGAAGGCUUACACUUUCGUGUACCAUGGUUUCAUUAUCCAAUAAUUUAUGAUAUUAGAAGUAGACCCAGGAAGAUUUCUUCACCUACAGGGUCUAAGGAUUUACAGAUGGUCAAUAUUUCAUUACGUGUACUCUCACGUCCUGAAGCUUCUACAUUGCCAGUCAUGUAUAGACAGCUUGGUCUUGAUUAUGAUGAAAAGGUAUUGCCAAGCAUCUGCAAUGAGGUGCUGAAAUCUGUAGUUGCAAAAUUUAAUGCUUCGCAAUUAAUCACACAAAGACAGCAAGUAUCCAAUAUGGUGCGCAAAGAGUUGACAGAGCGUGCCCGAGACUUCAAUAUUGUUCUGGAUGAUGUUUCGAUAACAGAGCUUAGUUUUGGCAAAGAAUAUACUGCUGCGGUCGAAUCUAAACAGGUGGCGCAGCAAGAAGCCCAACGAGCGGCUUUUGUAGUAGAAAGAGCCAAGCAAGAGCGACAGCAAAAGAUUGUACAGGCCGAAGGAGAAGCAGAAGCAGCCAAGAUGCUUGGUGUAGCUGUUGGUCAGAAUCCUGGAUAUCUGAAACUACGCAAGUUACGAGCUGCGCAGAGUAUCUCUCGGACGAUUGCCAACUCCCAGAAUAGAGUGUAUCUCAGUGGCAACAGUUUGAUGUUGAACAUCCAAGAUCCCGCCUUUGACGAGGGUUCGGACAAGUUGAAAAGUCACGAAGGCGUGAGCUGGAAGAGUUGGGACGAGGCGGCCGAGCAUGUCGUACGAAGCCUAAAUACUGGUUCUCAUCGAGCACUGCCCUCGAGUAGUAGCGCUCAAAGGCGCGACGAUUUCGAAGUUCGAGAACGUAUGCCGCAAACCCUCGUGGCCCCCUUCUUACUGGAGUCAGCCGACGAUAGUGCUAAGCGGAUAGUACCGUGACAAUAAAAGAGAAUCUGCGACGCGAGCAUAUCCUUUAUCCGACAUAAUUCCACACCUUAACCACCAUCAUCCUCUCGAAGAAUGUUGCUCUAUUUUUUUUUAUAUUUCGCUAAUUAAAAGUAGAAUAAAUAGUAUGACGGAUCGUGA